This is a messenger RNA of Engraulis encrasicolus (European anchovy), 1036 nucleotides long. Its product is annotated as glutathione S-transferase 3, mitochondrial-like. NCBI's taxonomy places the organism in Eukaryota, Metazoa, Chordata, Actinopteri, Clupeiformes, Engraulidae. Gene Ontology annotation, cellular component: endoplasmic reticulum; nuclear envelope; membrane. The transcript is spliced from 6 exons. The record is from RefSeq and is a predicted model, not a curated record. Gene Ontology annotation, molecular function: glutathione peroxidase activity; glutathione transferase activity. Bases 73 to 564 code for a protein of 163 amino acids.
CAUGAUGGUACAGUAGGCCUACUCCUCAAGGGGUAAGAAGGCCCUGAUCAACCUAAACUUCAACCCACUAGGAUGAACACCAGCCGAUUCCUAGUUCCAUUGAUGUGCAGGAAAUGUACCAAAGCCAUCAUGGUGCCCGUUACGGAGAAUAGCGAGUACGGCUAUGUGAUCCUCACGGGGAGCUGCACCUUCUUCCUCAUGUCCUACCUCUCACACAACGUAGUCAAGGCUCGCAUAAAGUACAACGUGCUGUACCCUAAACUGUACAGUGACGACCCGGAGACCGGCACAAUCUUCAACUGCAUUCAGAGGGCACAUCAGAACACAAAUGAGGCCCUGACUCCCUUCUUGUUCUUCCUGGCUGUUGGAGGCAUCAAGCAUCCACGUGUGGCCAGUGCUUUGGGAAUGACCUGGAUUGUGAGCAGGGUAAUAUUUGCCCGUGGAUAUUACACUGGAGAUCCUGCGAAGAGGAGGCGCGGGGCGUUCGGGGACUUGGCUCUCAUGGGACUCUUCGUGACCUCUCUGAACUGCGCACGACUCAUGCUGGGUUGGCACUGGAAUUGAGGGCAUACUGUAUGUUGCCAAAUCAUCAAGGCAAAGUGAUGCCCAAUAAUCAUCUUCAUGGUGGCCAGAGGGGUACACUAAGAAGCUGGUUCAGGAGUAAACCAGGUUAAGUCUAGUCCAGGCUCUAGUCCAGGCUCUUCUAUUAGAUGAUUUACUUCUUAACUUAACCUGGUUUGUUCCUGAACCAGCUUAUUAGUAUAGGCCCUUGGUAAUGCAAAACAGGCACAAAACCCACAACAAAUACAAGCAAAUACAUCAAAAGGCCAAAACAAUAAAAUUCCACAACACAAAAACGUAAUAUGCUGCAAUGAUUUGAAUGCACUAUAUACUCUGUAUAAGAAAUGUAAAGAGAUAUGGGGGUGGUUGGGCUAGUUUCAGCCAAGGUUUUUUUUUCCGUUUGUAUGAUAUUCUGUAAUCCUAUCCUUUGUAAUGUGAAUAAAACAGGCAGCUAAAGUUUGCCAAGACUAUUGAA